AUGCUCGGCACACUCGCGCAUGGUCUCCAAACCCCAGAUCACCGCCGCAGCUGGAUCAUGCUCGUCCCCAACCACCGGCUCUGCCCGCAGGUCGACAUGCUCGACGGCCCGAUGCGCGACUGCCACGAUCUACUGCGUUGGGUGUACGACGGGUAUUUGGAUGGGUUCCUUGCGCGUCCAGUCGCCGGCACAGGCUACAGCACAGACAUGGACAAGGUGAUGGCAUCCGGGACCUCAUCGAGCGGGACGCUGGCGCUGGCGCUGGCGCUAGCGCUUGAAUUGCCGUGGAAGGCUGGGGGGGGGGGUAAUUUAGGGCUUCGACGUCCCGCGGUGCACUUCACGCACGCCUCCUGGCGCUCGCCGCUGCCGUGCAUCCGCGUGAAACUACCACAGCCGGCCAUCGAGCCCUGCUCCCUCGCGCAGGUGUACGCGGAACAGCCCGUGGCGACGAGCAGCGGGGUCUUGCUGGAGGGGCAGGCGGGCGCGGGACGCGUUUGCGUUUACGCAAAUUGGGGCGGGGAGGGGGGGGGGGGUCUGCGGGCUGUGGAUCCGGUGAUGAAUGUCGAUAGUAAGUUUCCGCCGACGUGGAUUGUGCAUGGAGUUGAGGAUCGGAUGGUGCCGAUUGAGAUGAGUCGGGUUUUGCUAGGGAGGUUGCGUGAGGGUGGGGUGGAGUGUGGGAUGACCGACGUUGAAGGGGAGGAUCAUACGUUUGCGGCGACGAUGGAGGUUGGGUCGAGGACGUGGGAGGCACAGAAGGAGGGGUUUGAUUUCUUGGAGAGGAUGAUUGCUCGUGAGAUGUAG
Molecule: messenger RNA, 801 nt
Organism: Aspergillus clavatus NRRL 1
Lineage: Eukaryota; Fungi; Ascomycota; Eurotiomycetes; Eurotiales; Aspergillaceae
Exons: 2
Coding region: 1-801 (266 amino acids)
Source: RefSeq, a predicted model, not a curated record